Molecule: messenger RNA, 1201 nt
Organism: Mytilus californianus (California mussel)
Lineage: Eukaryota; Metazoa; Mollusca; Bivalvia; Mytilida; Mytilidae
Product: WD repeat-containing protein 74-like
Exons: 1
Coding region: 11-1156 (381 amino acids)
Biological process (GO): ribosomal large subunit biogenesis
Cellular component (GO): nucleolus; preribosome, large subunit precursor
Molecular function (GO): protein binding
Source: RefSeq, a predicted model, not a curated record
UCGAAGAGAAAUGGCUGCGCCUAGGAAAUUCAACGUGUUUGUUGGAUCGGAGACAGGUCUGCUCAAAGGUGUGAAUACUUUGACAAAUAAAUGGGACAACAUAAAUCAGAUAACUAAUGCAGAUAAAGAGAAUGAAAUACGUGACAUUUGUACCAGUUCAAAUUUCACCGACGAACUUUACUUUGGGACAAAAUCUUACAAAGUCUUCGGCUAUGAUUUUAGGGAAGAUUGUAUAAAACGUGUAUUUCAGUUAGAAAACAAAAAAGCCAAUUGUAAGGCGUUAAAGACGUGCGGAGAAAAUAUUAUUACCGCUGGAGAGGACGGAAUAGUGAAAGUAUGGAAUCAUAAUCACGAACUUGUGAAAGAGUUUUCAUCAGGGGUUACAUUGAACAGUAAUUUGUGUUUUAUGAUUCAGAGUCAAGAUACACCAGAGAUUAUUACAACGGGUGGUAAAGAAACAGACCUAAAAGUAUGGAAUAUAAACAACACAGAGAAGGCUUUAUUUGAAGCAAAGAAUGUGAAAAAUGAUUGGCUCAAUUUAAGAGUGCCAAUAUGGGUCCUUGAUGCUGAAUUCAUUCCAUCUACGGACAAAAUUGUAACAUCAACAGGAUAUAAUCAAGUCCGAAUAUAUGAUCCUAAAGUUCAGAGACGUCCAGUUUUAGAUAUGACAUUUGAUGAAUAUCCAAUUACUGCUCUAUCCCUGUGCCCAUUGGCCAAUAACCAGGCCGUCAUAGGCAAUUCAAGAGGAAAGAUGGCAACAAUAGAUUUUAGAAAAGGAAGUGUUGUUAACAUUUUUAAAGGACUUGCAGGUAGCAUAAGAGACUUAAAGUGUUAUAAAACAGAACCAUGUGUUGUGUCAUGUGGACUUGAUCGGUUUAUUAGAAUACACGACUAUAAAACCAAAGAACUAAAACAUAAAUUUUAUUUGAAGUCACGAUUAAAUUGUUUGCAUUUAAAUGAAAAUUUUAGUGAGGAAAUCUCAUCUGAAUACAUAGAAGAAACAGUACAUGAACUUCCAAGUAACAACUGUAAAGACAAUGAUGAAGAGGAAAUAUGGAAUCAAUUAGAGGUUAUUAAAUCAAAAAGGAAAGGAGAUAUUUUAGAAUCAGGAACUGCUUCAGAAAUUAAAAAGAAAAGACAAAAAAAUAAAAAGUGAAAUGAUACAUGUAUAUUGUACAAAAUAAAACAUUCAUUUUUGAAA